Molecule: messenger RNA, 1128 nt
Organism: Lentinula edodes (shiitake mushroom)
Lineage: Eukaryota; Fungi; Basidiomycota; Agaricomycetes; Agaricales; Omphalotaceae
Product: HSP20-like chaperone
Exons: 6
Coding region: 230-802 (190 amino acids)
Biological process (GO): response to heat; protein complex oligomerization; response to hydrogen peroxide
Source: RefSeq, a predicted model, not a curated record
GAAUACCCGCCGUUGUCAGCGCACCUUACUAUGUCCUUGUCAGCAUUCGUAAUGCGAACGCCUUCUCUAAGUCGUCAACGGGGUCGGAGGAUAGUUCAAGCAUCCUAGUCAAAGCUAGUCAUAUAUUCUGCUCUUUCCAUUUUAGUUAAUCCAUGAUUCACCGCGGCAUAUAUAAGGAGCCACACUCCAUGAUUUUUAGCCACUACAUCAUCUCUUACUUUCGACUUCCAUGGCCCCAACAAGAACAGCAAAUAUAAGGUCAUCACGAAUUCCUUCUCGCGGGAGAUCUCCGGACGACGACGUCGUCAAUCAAAUUGUCGCUGAGAGAUUGAAAGCACUCCUGAAGGCAAAUAGAAUUCGCUUUGUCAAUCCUUCAUCUGGAAUGUUUAGACCCAGAUGCGAUGUCUUUGACGAUCUUUCCUCCAGCAUUGUCACCGCUAUGUUCGAAUUGCCCGGAGUCAAACGCAGUGAGAUUGCCCUGAACCUGCGCGAAGGGGCACUUGUUGUCCAAGGGGAACGCGUCCGUCCGGACAAGAAGUACACUAACCAACCGUCCUAUUCACGCUUCCCCGCACCUUUGGAAUCCACUGCCACCACGGCGAAUGAAUCAGAGCUCAAGCACCGAUACGUGUUAGAGGAGCUGCGCUACGGUAAAUUCGAACGAAGAAUCACAUUGCCUGAUGGAAUUAAGGACGCUGACAUCAAAGCUCAUAUGUCAGAGGGCAUAUUGAUAGUGACUUGGCCUCGACAGCCCACGAGUCAAGGAUCAUCUACCAGUGUACCGUUCGCUUCCUCGAAAUGACUCAUUGUCAAUGCUAUUGGUCUUAUAUCAUGAUCUGCUGUGGCAAUAUUGUUUCACAUUCGUUGACUCCUUCCUUCCUCCUUUCAUUGGAAAUUAUCCGGAAAUUCUCACUCAUUAUAUUGGGACUUGGCCAGUUUUGUGGGACAUCUUAUGCUAUAAUAUUUUCAACUCCUUUUCUACAGUCUCAGUCUGUAUCCAUCAUUGCUCCACACGUCUCAAUCGCGUAGUGGUAUUACUGUAUUCUUAUCAACUGCUGCCAAAGCUGAACAGCUUUGUUGCUACAUUUCUAUACUUCUCCGAAAUCUGGAUCAGUGAUGUGUACCACA